This is a messenger RNA of Octodon degus (degu), 852 nucleotides long. RefSeq names its product chromosome unknown C6orf201 homolog (gene CUNH6orf201). The transcript has 3 exons. The record is from RefSeq and is a predicted model, not a curated record. The coding region runs from base 114 to 827 and encodes 237 amino acids. Gene Ontology annotation, molecular function: nucleic acid binding. NCBI's taxonomy places the organism in Eukaryota, Metazoa, Chordata, Mammalia, Rodentia, Octodontidae.
AGGAGAUGCCACGGCCCCUUCGUGAACAUGGAGGGGAGCUGGGAGGGAUGGAGAGGCACCCCGCACCCUGAAUUCUCUACCUGUCAGUCUCUGUGACUCAGAGUCAAUCCGUCAUGGGCACCACCAGCAAUGACCCCCUGUUGAUGAGAUUCCUUCCUGUUGGCCAGAAAAGAGAGCCAAAAAACUAUGCCCGCCCUGAAGUUUUGCGCCAGACCUUUGAGACUAUCUCUGCUCUCCACAAGCUGCUUCCAAAUCACAUGAUGGAGAUGCUCUACUCCUACAAGACCGAGGAGGACAAAAGGAAAUGUGACAGAGCUGACCUGACUGGCUUGGAAAGGAUCUUAGAGAGGCAUCAGUUCCCACCAGAGAUCAAUCUGACCCCGAAGCCAAGUACAACACACUCAUGGAAACGAAAAGCCAUCAACAAUGCAAGGGAAGCGCGGAAGAGAUGCCCCCUGUGGAAGGAAAACUCGGAGGAGCCGCCCAUGUGCACCGUGCUGGCCAGGUGGCUCAGGACCUCGCGUGGAUCCACUGAGGAUCUCAAAUCGGUCACAGAUCAGCUGGCAGCGUUUGGCCCGAUCCGGUCGGUCACCACCUGUGGACGCCAGAGUGCCCUCGUGGUAUUCAGGGACAUCGAGGCCGCCUGCAAGGCUGUGAGCGCUUUCCACGGCAAGGCCCGGGGCUCCGCGCUGCAGUGCUCCUGGCGGCAGGGAUUCAUGUCGAAGGACGUAAGUGGCGUCACCUCAGCCCUCGGUGCACUGUUAGGGAAGUUCUAUUCACGAGGACUCUCAGUGCAGCAGGACACAGCUGGCAAGGGGGCCCUUUAAAGGCGCAGCGAAGCCGACCUCGCUU